Molecule: messenger RNA, 507 nt
Organism: Rotaria socialis
Lineage: Eukaryota; Metazoa; Rotifera; Eurotatoria; Philodinida; Philodinidae
Source: the annotation of a GenBank genome assembly
AUGGCAAAUUUCAAUGAUUAUGGACAACCUGCUGCAGAUCUAUUACGUAUGAAUGCAGGAAGAACAGCGCGUGAACAAAUCCAUGAUUCUGCAAGGAUACUGUUUGAUUAUCGUGGCACAACAAGAUUUGAACAAGAGUAUUCAAACCGCAUCGCAAACAUUCGCUUUUCAAAUAUAUCUACGCCAGAUUCUUUUCGUUCAAAUCAAGCCGGAGAAGCUGAAGGUCAUAUUGCUCAUCCACCUGCUGAAGUUUUAGCUGAUACCAAUGGAGAUCGCUUAGAAAUUGAAGAUACACAACCUCAUGAUCUUGAGGCUAUGAUCGAUUUAAAUAAUAACCAACCUCCAGCUUUUCUCAUAAAUCACGAAGAUAAUCACGUCAACGAAGACGCAACGUUAUAUAACAUUGCGAAUGAAAACGUCAUUCCCAUAGAUCUGCAAAUAGGAAUAGGUCAAAAUGUACAAAUUCAAAACGAUGGUGAUGCACCUGAAGAGGCAAACGACGGUUAA